GAGGAGGGCUCAGGCCUCCACUCCACUGUGCCCACACGACUGGCAGUGGCUUUUCCUCUUCGGCCCCAUGGAUAUCGGCAUCAUGAAGUGGAUGGCAGUGGCUUUGGUCUGCCUCCAGCUCUUGGAAGCAGCAGUGGUCAGAGUUCCCCUGAGGAAAAUGAAGUCCAUCCGUGACACCAUGAAGGAGAAGGGCUUACUGAAGGACUUCCUAAGGAAGAACAUGUACGACCCCGCCCUUAAGUACCAGUUUGGUGGCUUCGUUGAGGCCUACGAGCCCAUGGCCUACCUGGAUGCUUCCUACUUUGGUGAGAUCAGCAUCGGAACCCCACCACAGAACUUCCUGGUCCUUUUUGAUACUGGCUCCUCCAACCUGUGGGUGCCCUCUGUCUACUGCCAGAGCCAGGCCUGCACCACUCACUCCCGCUUCAACCCCAGCCAGUCCUCCACUUUUUCCACCAACUCGCAGUCCUUCUCCCUGCAGUACGGCAGCGGCAGCCUCACGGGCUUCUUCGGCUAUGACACUCUGACGGUCCAGAACAUCCAGGUUCCGAACCAGGAGUUUGGCCUGAGUGAGAACGAACCGGGUACCAAUUUCAUCUACGCAAAGUUUGAUGGUAUCAUGGGCAUGGGCUACCCAUCUCUGGCCGCAGGGAGGGCCACCACAGCCUUGCAGGGCAUGCUGCAGGAGGGCGCCCUCAACAGCCCAGUCUUCAGCUUCUACCUCAGCAGCCAGCAGAGCUCUCAGAAUGGGGGAGAAGUCAUCUUCGGGGGUGUGGACAGCAACCUGUACAUGGGGCAAAUCUACUGGGCCCCGGUCACCCAGGAGCUCUACUGGCAGAUUGGCAUUGAGGAGUUCCUCAUUGGCGGCCAGGCCUCAGGCUGGUGCUCCCAGGGCUGCCAGGCCAUCGUGGACACAGGCACAUCUCUGCUCACUGUACCCCAGCAAUACAUGAGUGCCCUUCUGCAGGCCACGGGGGCCCAGGAGGACCAGUAUGGACAGUUUUACGUGGACUGUAGCUCCAUCCAGAACCUGCCCACCCUCACCUUCAUCAUCAAUGGUGUGCAGUUCCCUCUGCCACCCUCCUUCUACAUCCUCAACAACAAUGGUUACUGCAUCGUGGGAGUCGAGCCCACCUACCUGCCCUCCCAGAAUGGGCAGCCCCUGUGGAUCCUUGGGGACGUCUUCCUCAGGGCUUAUUACUCCAUCUACGACAUGGGCAACAACAGAGUGGGCUUCGCCACUGCCGCCUAGACUCAGUGCUUGGAUGCCUGGGACCCCUUCUUCCUCUCGGCCCCCUACCCUGCAGAGGGUUCUCUCUGUGCUUUUCCUCUGGAUUCAGCCUUUCUUUUCUGGACUCUGGACUUUCUCUAAUAAUAAAUAGAUCUUCUCCA
Molecule: messenger RNA, 1392 nt
Organism: Manis pentadactyla (Chinese pangolin)
Lineage: Eukaryota; Metazoa; Chordata; Mammalia; Pholidota; Manidae
Gene: PGC
Product: progastricsin
Exons: 9
Coding region: 68-1252 (394 amino acids)
Biological process (GO): proteolysis
Molecular function (GO): aspartic-type endopeptidase activity
Source: RefSeq, a predicted model, not a curated record